GCUGGAGUAGGGUUCUCAACUGGAGCGGGAUCCUCAGCUGGAGCAGGAUCCUCGGCUGGAGUAGGCUCUUCUGCAGGCGCGUUCUCUUCUGUGACUUCUGCCGCCGGGGCGGAUUCUUCUUCGGGAACCGGCUCUUCUGCUGGAGCAGACGCUUCCGCUGCAGCAGGCUCUUCUGCAGGUUCUUCCUUCUCGGCAGGUUUUUGUUCAGGAGUGGCCUCUUCUGCGGGAGCAGGGUCUUCGGAUGGAACAGGCUCGUCGGGGGUUGUUCUGCCGGAGCGGGAUCCUCCGUCGCUUCUUCUGCGGGGCGGGCUCUUCUGUAGGAGCCGGCUCUUCCGCCGCUGCUGCCUCUUCUACAAGCUCUUCUACUGGUGCGGACUCCUCGACUGCAGUAGGAUCCUUAGUCGGAGUAGGAUCUUCUGCGGGUUCUUCUGUCGGAGCGGGCUCUUCGGCUGCAGCGGCCUCUUCCGCAGGUUCUUCUGCUGGAGCAGGCUCCUCGACAGCAGCUGGAUCCUCAACGGGAUCAGGCUCUUCCGUCGGAGAAGGAUCCUCGGCUGGAGUAUGGUCUUCGGUUGAAACAGGAUCUGCCGGAGCAGGAUCUUCAGUCGGGAUGGGCUCUUCGAUGGGGGCGGGAUCUUCUGCCGGAGCGGGCUCCUCAACUGGGGCAGGCUCUUCUGCGGGUUGUUCCACCGGGGUGGAUUCUUCUGCCGGAACUGCCUCCACGCCUUCUUCUGCGGGAGCUGAAUCGUCUGCCGGAGCGGGUUCUUCAGCUGAAACAGGAUCUUCGGUCGGGGCAGGACCGUCAGUCGCAGCAGCCUCUUCUGUAGAAGCAGGUUCCUCAGCUGAAGCAGAUUCUUCUGGCGAUUCUACCGCCGGGGCGGGCUCUUCUGUCGGGGCUGGAUCUGCUGGGGCGGCAGCGUCCUCAGGCGUAUCGUCUUGCGGUGCGUCUGCUUCGGGAGCGGUGGUUGAGUCUUCUUCCGGGGUGGUUCUUCCCCCGCAUUCGUAUUUUCUACCGGAGGCUCGUCUUUCGUCUCAUCGAGGGUGCCCUCUUCUGCUGGAUUCGAAUCUGGGCCAGCACUAUCGCCUUCUAGUGGAGGAUUCUCCCCUUCGCCAUUCGUUUCCGGUGCGGCAUCGGCUGGACUUUCAGUUGCCUCUGCCGGGGGAUCUGGGGGAGCAUCUGCGGGCGGUUCUCCUGCGGGUUCUACCGCAUCGGUCGAUUCUUUAAAUUACUUAGCAUGACUCGAGCAAUAAAAAUACAAGAUUGAAUAAAGAGAGCGGUUGUAGAACUAAACAACAACAUACCACCAGUCUCUGGAGGUGAGGGUUCCGCCGGAGGAUCACUGGGACUUUCCUCCGGGCAGCUUCCG
Aspergillus campestris IBT 28561 is the source of this 1364-nucleotide messenger RNA. RefSeq lists its product as uncharacterized. The record is from RefSeq and is a predicted model, not a curated record. NCBI's taxonomy places the organism in Eukaryota, Fungi, Ascomycota, Eurotiomycetes, Eurotiales, Aspergillaceae. The transcript has a single exon. The coding region runs from base 242 to 1222 and encodes 326 amino acids.